Molecule: messenger RNA, 1488 nt
Organism: Otolemur garnettii (small-eared galago)
Lineage: Eukaryota; Metazoa; Chordata; Mammalia; Primates; Galagidae
Gene: NECAB3
Product: N-terminal EF-hand calcium binding protein 3
Exons: 13
Coding region: 33-1109 (358 amino acids)
Biological process (GO): regulation of amyloid precursor protein biosynthetic process
Cellular component (GO): cytoplasm; endoplasmic reticulum; Golgi cis cisterna
Molecular function (GO): calcium ion binding
Source: RefSeq, a predicted model, not a curated record
CCGUAGCUGAGCCCAGCUGAGCCGGUGGCGCCAUGGCAUGCGCUGGGCUGCUCGCAGUGUGCCUGCUCGGGACGCCUGCGCCUCGGCCCCCGCGGCACCCCGAGCCCACGCCCGACGCCGGGCCCGCCGGACACGCACUCUUCCAGGACGUUUUCCGAAGAGCAGACAAGAAUGAUGAUGGUAAACUCUCAUUUGAGGAAUUCCAAAAUUACUUUGCUGAUGGGGUUCUCAGCCCAGGGGAGCUGCGGGAACUGUUCAGCGGCAUUGAUGGGCAUUUCACUGACAAUUUAGAAACGGAAAAACUGUGUGACUACUUCUCAGAACACUUGGGUGUCUACCAACCUGUGCUGGCUGCCUUGGAGUCACUGAAUUGUGCAGUGCUCACGGCCAUGGACGCCACCAAGCUGGAGUAUGAGCAGGCCUCCAAAGUGGAUCAGUUUGUGACACGCUUCCUGUUGCGGGAGACAGUGAGCCAGCUACAAGCCCUGCAGAGCUCACUGGAGGGGGCAUCAGAUACCCUGGAGGCCCAGGCCCAUGGCUUGCGGUCAGUUGAAGAGACUGUGGAAGCACAAAGCAGGCCCCGUGGCAGCCGACGGGCAGGGCGCAGGGUCCUGAGGAGCAUCAGUCGAUCACCCACCUGGUCUCCUGGCUCCUCUGAUAUAGGGCAGAGCUCAGAUGCUGAGAUGCAGUGGCGGUUCCAGGUCAACCGUCUCCAGGAGCUCAUCGACCAGCUUGAGUGUAAGGUCCCCCGACUGGAACCCCUGCAUGAAGAGGACCUUGCCAAGGAGCCUGACUCGCACAUCUUCGUGGCCCAGAGGCAGGUCCAGGUGGCAGAGGAAGCCCUACAGGACUUUCACCGAGCCCUGUGCUGCUAUAUGGAUUUCACAGGGGCCCAGAGCCAUUGUCUGCAUGUGUCUGCCCAGAAGAUGCUGGAUAGUGCCUCCUUCACUCUAUAUGAGUUCUGGCAGGAUGAGGCCUCCUGGAGAAGGCAUCAGCAGUCGUCCUGCAGCAAGGCCUUCCAGCGCACCCUCAUUGACUACCUGCAGGCUCCGGACACCCUCAGCACUGUGUUCUUCCCAGCCUCCUGGUGGAUUAUGAAUAAUAACUGAGCCUGACCUGCACAAGCCAAGGACCCUGGGCCCUGCCUGCCUCCUUUAGGAGCCUUCUGGACUGGUCAACUCAGCACCAAGACCAGGGACCCUGCUUCCUCCUAGACCUGGGCCAGUCUUGCUGGUGGAGGAUCUCUCAGCCCAGGGAUCAGGGACUGGGCUGCUCGCUUUCUAUUUAUUAUCAGUGUAUUUAUUGUUUAUAGCUUUAGUUUCCAUGGCACUUUACCUUCCACCUGGCUCAGGAGGCCUGGAUUCUGGUCCCCUCUGCCCCUGCUUGCUGUGUGACCCAAGGCAGGUCCCUUCCCUCUCCAGGUGGGCCUCAGGCCAUCUGGCUGCCUAGCGGGUGUCCUGCUUUCUUCCUGCUGUCUUGGGGCCAGGC